AUGACAAAAGCAUGUUACCAAUUAUUUCAAAAAAACAAAAACCCAUCGGAUAUGGAUAUUGAGCAAGCUUUUAAACAACAAGUUCAAACUAACUAUUCUCAGAAAAUGCAAGAGCUUGCUAAUUUGGAUGGGUGGAAUAAUUUUUGGAAUGCUGGAUAUUCCAUUUCGUUAGAAUACUUUCAAAAUCUCGGAAGUUCAUGUGUUCACAAACUAAAAGAUACUACUUGUAUCUUUUUAAAUUUAUUUUCUGAUAAGCUUAGUCAAUUUGCUAGCUCUAAAGAACUUAGAUCUUGGAAAGAAUCUGAAAGAGUCAAACAAGCAAGAAAUAAUUUCAAAAAUAAAGUUGAUAAUAAUAAUUCAAAUUCUUCUUAUAUAAUCGAAGCUAUCUUAUAA
This is a messenger RNA of Funneliformis geosporum, 393 nucleotides long. The record is from the annotation of a GenBank genome assembly. NCBI's taxonomy places the organism in Eukaryota, Fungi, Glomeromycota, Glomeromycetes, Glomerales, Glomeraceae.